AUGGCCCCAAGCAAGAAAACUAGAGUAGCCAAGAAGCAGCAGACCUCUGCCACUGGAUCUCGGACCAAGGCCAACCUUCCCAAGGGUAAAGCCAAUGCACCCAAGAUCAGAACUAAUGUGCCCAAGGGCAAGGCACGCGAUUUGGCCAAGAAUUCGAAGUCUGCAGCACCGCCCCAACCCCAGGACACGAUCGUUGUCGGAGGCCAAAAGCGCCACGUUAUAGCCGUCGAGGACGACAGUUCCGACGAGGGCACGAUCAGACCGCCGAAGCGGCGCAAAGGCGGUAAGGGACCUGAUCCCCACGACUAUCAUGCGGUACGAGAGGCUCCUCCACGUCCACUAAGUGGCCAGUUUGCGAGGAAGUCGACUGCCCAUUACACGUGGGGAGCUUCUUUCCAGUCUCCCCCUCUUUCUCGAUUCAAGGCCCAAGAGAAGCAAUCUGAAGCAAACGCGGUAGUUCCUCUUGUCAAUGAGAAAGGAAAGAAAAUGGGUCGAAGCAAAAACCCUUCGCAGUUAAGACCCAGCCGUGGAAGUGGUGGCCUCCUGUCAAUGAGUGCCAGACUGAAGUCUCUGAACGGCAAAAACCACUUCUUCUUCAUGAAUCUUCCACUUGAGAUCCGGCAGAAGAUAUACAAGGAGAUUCUGGUUGCUAAAAACCCCAUCCGCGUUCGACAGGGUUGGUCGGCGGUCUAUCCUCGCAAUCGACCCAUGGUUGAGACAGACAUCUUACGAGUCUGCCGCCAGGUCAGAAACGAAGCAGUGAACGUUCUCUAUGGCGAGAAUACUUUCCUGUAUCUCCUUAGAGAAGCCGCAAUGCUCCCCGCGACAAACUCACUUGGUGAGAACGAGAUUGUGGUGCAGCAUCCACUCUUGGCAGAGGAGCACCUUUCUGAAUACGAAGGCAAUAGCGAGGACGAGUACGAUGACGCCGACCUCCUUCCCAUGGCACGUUCAAUGCGAGACUCCGAAAUCGAGAUUGACAUCCGGCGCUACGGCCACAAGUUCCGCAAGCUCAUGAUCGUUGCCGAACCGAACCGCACCGAGAAGGGCUACCUCCUGAGCAUGGCAAAUGCGAUCAACGUCUUCCGCAACCUGAAGCCUAUCAGGCCCCGCGUGCAUACCCUGACCAUCGAGAUCACGCCAAUUCGCGACAUUCAUACAGGGGAAAUUAGCUUUCUUGAUUUCUUUGAGAAGACGUCCGAGGUGGUCCGCGCACUGAGAGGUUUGCCUUGCCAAUUUAUUGAAAUCCUCAUCAACACAGGCGGUGGUAACCAGGAGCGCAUCCGACUCAACAUGAAGUACGCGGCCAAUAUCCGGCGCGCCAAGCGCGGUCAGGAGGAUGCCUGGGAGAAUGAUCGGGUCAUGCAAUCGUACCGCAGCGCGCAGGCGGGGGAUGCACAGCAGAGUCUCGAUAGCCUGUCGGUCAUGAUCCAGGAGGUCUGGGAGGGACCAAACGGACGUUUUGUCGGCGGGUUGAAUUCCGACGAGAGCGAUGAGCACGAGGACUACUUUUAA
Molecule: messenger RNA, 1515 nt
Organism: Colletotrichum higginsianum IMI 349063
Lineage: Eukaryota; Fungi; Ascomycota; Sordariomycetes; Glomerellales; Glomerellaceae
Exons: 1
Coding region: 1-1515 (504 amino acids)
Source: RefSeq, a predicted model, not a curated record